AAAUUAGCAAACCCACCAUCAUGUUACAGGAAUAACUUAGUAAACGGAUAUAGAAUAUUAAUUCCAUUGUUAAAACCGCCUAUGUACUAUCUAAGUUGUGUAUAUAACAAGCCUAGAUGGCGACUAGAAAUCGAGUUGAACAGCAUCAAACAAGAUACAGAAACACAAACGUAAAGACACUUGCUAGAAGUUCAUUGAACAAACUAUCCAUUCAAAAUGCGAUCUCACGACCACCGUCUCAUUGGGGCAGCCAAAAACAUCCCCGUCAACCCUCAAACUCCCGUCUUUUCAUUCAGCCCUAUCGUUCUACCCUUCUCAGACCGACCUCUUGACUUGGACUUGAAAGUUACGGCCCCUGCAACUGGUGACGCUCUUCCAAUAAUUCUGCUCUCUCACGGCCAAGGCCGAAGCAACAACCUUAACUCCCUGGAGGGCUAUACCCCUCUUGCUGAAUUCUGGGCUGCGCAUGGGUUUGUAGUGAUUCAGCCUACACACUUAUCCUCUUUAUCAAUCCCGGUCGAGGCACCCCCAAAAGGCAAUGAGUACUAUUGGAAAGACCGUGCCCAGGACCUAGUCAGGAUUCUCGAUGAAAUUGACACCAUUGAGGCAGCUGUCCCUGGACUAAAGGGGCGGUUGGACAAGACCAAGGUUGCCGUCGCAGGACACUCCCUAGGAUCAUGGACAGCAAGUCUGGUUUUAGGCGCCAAGAAUAUCGAUUCACGAGACGGGACCGCCUUUGAGAAGUUCGAGAAACGCAUCAAGGUCGGGGUAUUACUUACCGGCACGGGAAAUGCAGGCGAGGACCUUUCGGAUAUGGGACGCCUCAUAGUUCCCUUUUAUGGACCUGACUUCAGUGAGAUGAAGACACCAGCUCUUAUUGUGUGUGGAGAUCAGGACGUUAGCCCGCACCUGACGACCCGCGGCGCCGAUUGGCAUGCGGACAGCUAUCACCUCUCUCCAGGUCCCAAAGACCUGUUGUGGCUCAAGGGAGGAAAACACGGACUUGGAGGCGUGAGUGGCUGGGAUGCAGCAGAGACGCAGGAUGAGAGUCCCGAACUCCUAGGGGCAGUUCAGCGAUUGACAUUGGCAUAUCUGCGAAGUGCACUCUACGAUGAUAACUCUUGGGACAAGGCCCUUGAUGCAUUGAAGCAGCUUGGUGAGCUGGGUACAGUUGAGAGCAAACGAUGAGUAAAGAUGAGUUGGUUCAAUGUUAAUAAGUUGGUUCUAAGAGCUGUCGAUUCCGUACCUACCUGGGCAAUCUUACAGGAUCCAUAUCCAUAACAUUCAUUAUUAUCAUUAUAUAACUAGAUAUUUAAGUUAUCUCCUCUCUAUAGAAACGGCGUUUCAUAUCA
This is a messenger RNA of Daldinia decipiens, 1352 nucleotides long. Its product is annotated as alpha/beta-hydrolase. The record is from RefSeq and is a predicted model, not a curated record. Gene Ontology annotation, molecular function: 1-alkyl-2-acetylglycerophosphocholine esterase activity. The coding region runs from base 217 to 1188 and encodes 323 amino acids. The transcript has a single exon. Lineage: Eukaryota; Fungi; Ascomycota; Sordariomycetes; Xylariales; Hypoxylaceae.